Molecule: messenger RNA, 1343 nt
Organism: Chara braunii
Lineage: Eukaryota; Viridiplantae; Streptophyta; Charophyceae; Charales; Characeae
Source: the annotation of a GenBank genome assembly
CCCUGGAGGGACACAUGGCAAUCCAGGAAGAAGAUGCCCAGAUGAUGACCACGGUGUUCUCCUGGCAAUCGGAUCAUUCAUUCAUCUCGGCGCCCCCACCCGACUCGGCAAAGCACACAAGCACGAAACAGGUUGACGUUCGGAUCUGGGACCAACUUUUCGAACUGCACGUUCCACCGUACGUGUCGGAUGAAAUCCACCAGUGGGUUCGGUGUCCGAUGGGGAUUUGCAAUGUGCCUGCCACGUUUCAGCGAGCGAUGAACAUGACGUUCCAUAAUUUUGUCAACAAGACACGGCUGACGCAAGGGAUGAUUAACUUCUGCGUGAUCGUGUACAUGGACGACAUCCUGGUCUAUUCGGAAACCUAUCACAGGCACGCGCAACAUAUCGAAUGGACAUUGGGCGCACUUAGAGAUGCUGGGUUCAAGAUUGCACUCGAGAAAAGCGAGUUUUUCCUCUCGGAAAUUUCGUUCUUGGGCUACGUCGUGACACGUGGAGGAUUGCGACCGGUCUCGAGAAAAGUUGCGGCGGUGAAGGAAGCCCCGGUUCCCACGUCACAAACGCAGGUUCGAGCCUUCUUGGGGCUGGCGUCGUAUUACCGGCGCUUCAUCAAGGGCUUUGCCGCGAUUGCACGACCGCUAACGAAUCUGUUACGAAAGGACCAGCCUCUCAAUUGGGACGCGGAGUGCGAGCAGGCCUUUGCAACCCUCAAAGACGCUCUGGCAACGACCCCUAUUCUGAUUCGACCGGACCUCUCGAAGCAGUUCAUUCUCAUCACGGACUGGCAACCGGAAGUUAUUUCCGCUAUUCUAGCACAGAAGGGGAACGAUGGCCGCGAACACGUCAUCGAGUAUGCGUCACGAACCGUACCGGACGAACGAAGAAAGGACUCCGCACCUCAGGGUGAGUGUUAUGCGGUAGUUUGGGGAAUCCAACACUUCCGUCCGUAUCUCUACGGACAGAAGUUUCGCCUUGUAACGGAUCACGAGCCUCUGCUGGCGCUGAAGAAGCUCACCAACUACAUGGGUAUGAUUGGCCGUUGGGCGGUGCGACUACAAGAAUACGACUUCGAUAUCGUUCAUCGAAAGACAGAGCGACACGGCAACGCGGACGGGCUGACACGUCUGCAUCGACCUGCCAAGGCGCUCUACUUGGARAWCGACGUUACCGAUCUCACGUUUUGGGACCCGUUUGCGAGACAAAACAUCGCGCAGGACGAGGAGAUAAGGGGAGCAGACGAAGAAGAGGAAGAAAAAGAGCCAUCAAGUGAGGAACGGGAYGAUCCGGACUAGGUACCGGAGAGAGAGACGGGGAUAGCCGACGAAUCAAAUCAGCCGCAGGUA